Apis dorsata (giant honeybee) is the source of this 3844-nucleotide messenger RNA. RefSeq names its product putative mediator of RNA polymerase II transcription subunit 12. Bases 1 to 3567 code for a protein of 1188 amino acids. The record is from RefSeq and is a predicted model, not a curated record. The transcript has 3 exons. Lineage: Eukaryota; Metazoa; Arthropoda; Insecta; Hymenoptera; Apidae.
AUGGAUCUGAUAUUUUCGCGCAGGAAAACUUCAGCGGACAAAAGCAGACAGAGAGGAACGUCCAGGCGACCGAGCACCGGCAACUUACACGGAAAGGCGAACGACACCCAACAACAAAAUGUUCAACGAGCCGAGAGAGUGUCGUCUACGCACAAUCUAGCCGAGCCGGCUGUUAAUACGCCGGUCAACAAAUCCGUGGACGUUUCCAUGCCGAAGACACGAUUCAGUUCCCAGGAUAGAAACAAGGAUGUCAAAUCGUCAUGUUCCCCGAGGCUGAAAUACUUCCCCAUAGAGAAAAUCAAAAAGUUGGAAACACCUCCGUCGUUCUGUCCCGAGCCGAUGGGCGCUUUGAUCGCUCAACAAGAUCCCAAUGAAUCUGGAAUCUUGUACAUGUCCAAGAGUCCGGAGAGAAAUCGCGACAGUGGCCAAGGUGACGCCACGGUUGUCGCUCAGCAUUUGCAUCAGCAUCAGUAUCACCAACAUCAACCGCAAAACAUGCACACAAUGAGCCAGCAACAGGUCACACCUCGGCAGGUAGUGCAUCAGAUCGGUCACGUGAAUCCGCACUCGGAGAGCGCUAUGCUGUCGCAACAAGUUCCGAACCUUCAGUCUCAUCGUCCUCACGUGCCUCACAGCGGCCGAGAAUUUUCUCCCCAGAAGAACGCUCAAUCGAUUUCCGCGAAUCCGGAAAAUCGUGGAGCUGCGACGUCUCAGCAGGCCGGUGGAAACAUGUCCGAGCAAAUGAUGGAGCAAGGAACCGUGAAGACCGAGAAGAGCUCGCCGGGCGUCGAGGAAGAUACGUACGAGAGACAGCCCGUGGGAGGUCGAAACGCGGCGCUUUACAGGCAACUGGUGAUGAACAACAGGCAACAACAGGGUCAGCACAGUCCCCCGUUCCCUGGCGACGGUUCGAUGGCGAUGAAUCAAUUCGCCGUGUUGGCCAACCAGGCAAACGUUAACAAUCCCCACGGUUAUAAUCACGUUCUGACGUGCGCCAAUCUUCAAAAUCCUCAAAACUCUCCGCAGAAUCCGCAGAGCGUGCAGAAUCCUCAGCAACUUUAUCAGCAGAUGCAGCAGAAUAUGGCGCAGCAGCAGCAGAUGCAGCAAAGGGCGAUGAACUAUCAGAUGCAAAUGAUGAGGAAUCAAAGAUGCCAGACGGCACCUCCCAAUUAUGGGAUGACUUCACCCCAGGACGCGACCGCGACUCAGAUGAGAAAUUUGAGAAUGAUGGGACAGAUGCAACCUAAUUACCCCGUACAGGACCACAGCACCGUUAACGCCGCCAAUGGAUUGUACAGGAAUAGCAAUAAUAACAGCAACAAUAAUAAUAGUAAUCAGUUGGCCGAGUAUUCCAGCGUCAAGGCACAGUUGAAAUCUUACAACGUGGACGUGGUGAACGGCAAUCAGACGUUGUACAGGCCGCAGAAUCAACAACAACAACAACUGCAGCAGCAGCAGCAGCAGCAGUUCAUUCACUAUCAACCGGAUACAAUCGCGUAUCAACAACAAAUGCAGCCUCAACAGAUGCAGCAAAUGCAAGCGCAACAGAUACCGUUUCAACAACAGUUGUACAGGAAUCCGAUGAUACAGGGACACCAGAACGCGAUGGUCUACAAUCAAGCAGGGUAUAAUCAGCAGAUGAAUCCCGGACAACAGAUUAUACCGAUUCAGCAGCAACAUUUGGAGAACAAUCCGGAGAGAAUGCAAGAUCAGCACGGGAGGAAAAGGGGGUUGAAGUUCACGCAUGGAAUGAUACGCGACCAAGAAAAAUUGUUGGCCACGAUGAAGCAGCAAAGAGUGCCGAUAGAUAUAAUGAAGAGGCAAUUCGAAACGUUGUUGAACGAGCAACGAAAGCAUUUGGAGUAUCUGGAGCAGCAGGAGAACAUAUUGGACGAGACGAAGCCCAUGGUGGUGACACGGAAGAGGAAGCAGCAAGACGAGAAGCCCGAAUGGAUGAUUCAUUUAACACCCCCGAGAUUAUCUUAUCUGGAAAUAGAGAGAAUGCAAGAGCAACGAAGAAAGGAACGGGAAUCUCGCGAAAUAGAGAUGAUGCAACAGCAACAACAACAACAGCACCAGCACCAGCAACAGCAACAUCACCAGCACCAACAACAGCAACAUCACCAGCACCAACAACAGCAACAUCACCAGCAUCAACAACAGCAACAUCACCAACAACAGCAUCAACAGCAGAACCAGCACCAGCACCAACACCAACAACAGCAACAGCAUCAACAAUAUCAGACGAUGGACGAAAUGUCGCAUCAACAGGUUCCCGUACAGGCCAUCAAUCAGCAAAAUUAUCAGCAUUAUCGGCAACAGGCUAAUUGGCAACAGCAACAGAGAACUUCGAGGCAAUAUAACAGUGCUCGACCUUAUGCUGUUCCAGGUCCCGGCAACGUGAACGAAUCGAUAAAGACGAUGAAAUAUCAACAACAAAACGUGCCCCAUCAGUAUCAUCAGUACCAACAAUCGUAUCAACAUCAUCAGCAACCUUAUCAACACGCUCACCAGCAUCUUCAUCAACAGUCUCAUCAGGAAUAUUACAAUCCCCAACAGUAUCAACAGUAUCAGCAGUAUUAUCAGACUCUUGCUGCCCAACAACAGAAUCGCGAACACGUUCAACCGUCCGAACAAUUGGCCGUGUACGAGGAUCAAAGGCCGUCCACGGAGCCGUCCAGUUUGUUGAAGAUACGCAGAUACAGGAACGAGAUCCGGCCUCAGAGGCGAAACAACGGAUUGCAGGAGCCUGAGAUGGCGAAGAGGCAAUUGGAGGAGUUUAGAAUAUCGGCGGAAAUCAGGAAGGGAUUGGAAUACAUAGCCAAUAUGGCCCCUAAGAAACGGGUGGCGAGAUUGAACGGGAUGCAAGAGAGCAACGAGUUGGACUCGCAGUUUCAGCAACGUUUGAUCACGUCGGCGUUGCCCCAAUCCGUUCAAAGAAUAUCCGCCAACGGUUUGGAGAACAGUAGGAAUCCGAACAACCCGCCGAUCCAACGAUUGUCCAACUUGAAGAAGAUGGAACACGAGUAUUUGAGGGAGUAUCCCAGGCAGAAGCAGACGAAUCCGAGGACGUGUUACAGCGUCCCGGCCGAAAGGGAGAAUGGCUCGAUGGCCAUGGAUCAGCAACAACAAUUGCAACAGUUCCAACACCAGAUCAUCUCCCAACAACAAUUCCCUGUUGCGCAGAACACGAGCAAAUCUUACAACGAAAGGAAUCAACAAUUGUUGCCACGAACGAACUCGACGUCGUACAGAUUCGACGCGAAUUAUCCUCAACAUUAUCAACAGAUGCAGCAAUAUUAUCAAAAUUCAAAAAAUUUGGCUAGGAAUCACGGGGAGGGCGAUAUGGGAUCGACUCAAAGAAUAGAGCAGAACAAGGGGAAUUUCGAUCACGCGGGCGGUGACGCGAGCGAAAAUAUGAAUAACGGGGCGAUGCAUGGACAGGUGGCGGAUGGGAAGAUACCGUAUCAAAGGAUAUAUUACAGCCAGCCGGAUAUUCACGAGUCGAGAACAAUCGGGGGUGUGAGAUAUUUGGCCAGGAAACAGGAUUACAUGCCCAAUCAGUAGCGGAUCAUGACGAAAUGAAAAUUUUAAAUGAUUUGACAAACUUCUUUUCUUUUCUUUUUUACAUCGUUUUAUUUUUUUGUAGUUUUGUUUUGAUUGGCACGUCUUUUGUGCAUUUUUUUAGAAGAACUUUUUAUUGUCUUUGUAUGUGAUUUUUUAAUUAUUUUGUAGCGAACCCGCUCCUUUGAAUCAACGAGUCAUUUUAUUCUGUGACUCUGCUUGAUUUCAAUGGGAUGUGGUUUGGAUUUUUAUGAAUUUUUGAGAAUAAAAUGUUUUUAAU